AUGAAGACAAGUAUGGAAUUAGCGAUUGUGUGGUUGGUUAGAGCCGCUUGGAUCGCUGCUACACUUCCUAUAGUGAUCGCUUUUAUACCUUCUUCCAAGCUGAGAUCGUUUCACCAACUCGUUUUGGGUUUCGUUGGGAGGGGCAAGAUUCUUCAGCAUUCCUCUUCUCAGAAGUUGACAGUUCCUCAGAGGUUCUUUGCUCACUUCUAUGUGAUCGGAGUAGCGUGUACGACUCUCCUGCUAGCUACCACUUGGAUGUUUGCUUGCAAAGUAGCGCCUUUAUCAUCUUCCGAAGAGUUUCAGCUCUCCGACAUUGCAAGCCGGUUAACCGGAGGAGGCUCUCAUGUUUUCUCCUUCCACAAAUCUCAUCUGACUCCUGUGGAGCAUCGGUUGGAAGUCUGGCGAGCUGUGUUUCUACUUAUUCUGAUGGAAACUCAAGUUGUGAGACGGCUUAUUGAGUCUAUCUAUGUGUUCAAGUAUAGCCCUUCUGCUCGGAUGAACAUUCUUGGUUAUCUUGUCGGAAUUUGUUUCUACACAGGAGCGCCGUUUUCUCUCUGCGUUAACAUUGCUCCGGAGGUAGCAAGAUUCGCCGGAAACCAAGUGGCUGAGUUCAUUGCUAAUGGGAAAGGCCAUUCCUCAUCCCCUGAAGUUGAUCUUGUGUUGUCUAUAAGCCCUCUGAUGAAGCUUGGAUUAUGUCAGUUGAUUGGUGGAGCCGUUUUUCUUUGGGGAUGGUUACAUCAACGCCGUUGUCACGCCAUUCUUGGAUCUCUCCGGGAAAGUCCUAGGCAAGCGAAUGAGUAUAUAAUUCCGCAUGGAGAUUGGUUUGAGAUGGUCUCUAGUCCACAUUACUUGGCAGAAAUCGUUUUAUAUGCCGGUUUGGUUAUUGCGAGUGGAGGAACGGAUAUAACCAUCUGGUUACUCUUCAGUUUCGUGGUUGGGAAUCUGACAAUGGCGGCUGGAGAAACUCACCGGUGGUAUCUGCGGAAGUUUGAGAAUUAUCCGGCUAACCGGAGUGCCAUUUUCCCUUAUGUUUAUUGA
Microthlaspi erraticum is the source of this 1038-nucleotide messenger RNA. NCBI's taxonomy places the organism in Eukaryota, Viridiplantae, Streptophyta, Magnoliopsida, Brassicales, Brassicaceae. The record is from the annotation of a GenBank genome assembly.